AUGUCCUAUUAUCAGGUCCCGCCUCAGCGAUCCUACACGGCUGGCCCAAUACCCUCGCACUCGCACUCACAUUCCGUCCCGGGUGUCUUUCCCAACUCCCAGUUCAAUCCCAACCAUCCUCAACCACCUCACGCGACAGCGACGGCACCUCCAACUCAGUCGUUCCCGUACCAGCAACAACCCCCGCCCAUCGCUCGCACCCCAUCACCCUUUCGACGCGCUCUCCCGAGCUCACAACGUUCCGAUCCAGUACCACGCAGCCUGACGCCAGGCUUGACGUCCCCCACGGCACCGGCUACGGCGUCCUUCUCAGCCAGCGCGUCGACUUUUUCUGUUAGUUCGCCUGGAUCUAGUACAGGUGGAUAUGCGGUAGCUUCCAACGUACGUUCUCAUUCCCAUUCAUAUUCUGUGGGCGAUCUGGUCCAGAAUGGCUCCCCGGGCGCAUUACCGUCACCAUAUCCGUCGAAUUGGAGUCCUGGAUAUCAGCGACAGCAGCAGCAGCCUCAGUACCAGCAACAACAGCCCCAAUCCCAACCGCAGCAGCCGUACUGGCCAUCCCAACAACCUUACCCUCAGAACCCACCGUAUACGCCACCCCAUCCACAGUCGGCAUACGCAUCAAUAGGCGGUACUCCACCCCAACUGCCAAAUAUACGCACGUCGUCUAUCUUCCCUCAGUCCCAGCAAUUUACGGGCCAACCCUCGUAUUAUCCCCCUCAAGGCAUGUCCAUGAAUGGUAGUCCUACCCAAACAAGCCCGAUGCGACCCAAUGGCAUUCCUAUGAAUGCUCGCACAUACUCUCAACCACUGGCAUCAUCGCCUGCUCCUCCCUUGAUCAGCCAAUCAACAUCCAAUCCUAGUCCAACCAGGAGACCUCUGCCUACUCCGGGUCCGCAAGGCAAGCCCAAUGCUAUCCCUAACAACGUGAACGGCGACGUUUUCGGAGGUCGCGUACAAACACGGUCGCCGAGCCCCAACAAGCCCCCUACGACAUCAGGACCCCCUACGAAUCGUAUUCCCCCGCGUUCUCAGAGCCCCGUUAAGGCGAUCAGAGAUAUCUUUGAAGCGCGUAGUGGAAGCGGUAGUAGUAGUAUUCAACCAACUAAUGCGGGGUUGCACGGAAAGGGGUGGAGCGAGGACAGCGAGAAUGGUGAUGGAGAAACGAGAGGGAGAAGCGGGUUUGCUGCGCCAGGCGGGGGUAGACGAACGAGUCCGCCGAAAUUCUUCGGCAAUGAUAAUAGUGGUGGACAAUCGAGUGUGAAAUUGAUUUCAUCGAAUACCACUAACGCGACUAAUCCAACGGCUGCCGCAUAUGCUGCUCUCCCGCCUGUACCUCUGUCAUCUCAGCAAGGAGAUGGUACGAAGUUCGUGCCGUUGUGGAAGAGAGGGAAGACUUUUACGUUCAACAAUGCUGCGAUCCCAUCUAAUCCUACCGGCAACUCAUCUAAUCCUACUAGUAACUCGAGCGCCUCUACUUCCAACGCUAACAGCAACCCGAAUAACUCAAAUCAAAGUAAGCCCCCGGACGGUCGGAAGAGCCGUGCGUUACCGCAGCCCGGAGUUGCGAUGUCGCGCGAAAGCGAGCCUCAACCAUCGAAAGUUGUGCCGCCUCAGUCGCAGCAGCAGUAUAUAUCACCAUCGCAACAACAGCAGCAGCAGCAGCAGCAGCGACAACAACAAACUCAAUUUCAAUUGUCUCGUCAACCACAAUCGCAGAAUAGUCCAGGUCCAGGUCCAUUUCAAAGUCAACCGCCGCAGACACAGUCGCGACCUCAAUCCCAACCCCCUCCGAGCCAACAAUCUGAUCCCCGGGUAUCACGAUCACAAAUCCAACAGCCGUCCAUACCCCAGCAGCAGCAGCAGCAACAUCAACGACAGCAUCAACAACAACAACAACAACAACAACAACAACAACCUCCGCGAACCAAACCAGACUCCAAUCCAGCUCGCUCGUCCCAACCGUCCCAACCGUUGCGCUAUACCCAACCGCUAUCACAGCCACAGCCCUUGUCAGAUCCUCGUCGCACCCGCGCACCUCCUCCGAAUCGAGUUCGCCACGCACGAUCAAAAUCACAGGGCCCCCCAAUCGCGCACCAGAAACCACAAGACGCGCCGCUCCUCCGUGGCGCGCCCCCAGGUUGGCGGACGACCGUCAGUGUUCCUGAAUUUCAGCUAAGUGAGAGUCCGCCGCCGGUAGGCCCGGGGCAUGGGAGAUCGCGAUCGAUGGGGCCGCCGGUGUCUAGAGGGCAGGGUAUGUCAGGAUCGGGGGCGAAUUCUCCGACGAAGAAUGGGAGGGCCCCUGAUGGGUGGAGGAGCACUGCGUUUGCGGCGCGCCCGCCGCCGCCUGAUGUGAACCCUCGUACGGGCGAGGUGUUGCCACCGAGGCAUAAGCCACCUGAGGGAUGGCGCCCGACCAUUAAGCCCCCGCAGCAGUCACAGUCGCGCCCGCCCUCAGCGUCGUCAUCGUCAUCUUUUGCUACGAAUUCUAGUAGCAGAGGAGAACCUAGGCAGAAGAAAGAAAAAGAGAGGCCGAAACAAGAUUCUUCGCUGACGAUGAUGACGAAUAGGGCGCCUGAAGGAUGGAGGACGAACGUACAGCCGGGUGUGACGGCGAAAGUGAAUGCGAGGGGACAACACGUUGUGCAGAAUGCUACGCAGCAGAGGGGUGUUGGCGCGCCGGAUGGAUGGCGCUCGAUGGUUCCUCCCACUGUGAUGUCCGGGCGGGGUGGUCAGUCCCAGAUCCACCAACCGCAGAAGUCGUCAUACCACGAUUCAAGUCCUAUGGCCACGCCGACGCGGUCGAGGGCCCCACCAUCCAAUGCGCGUGGAUCUCAUUAUGGGCGGUAUCCGGUCGUGGAUGAUGAUGAUGUGGGCGACUCCUCGCUUGAAUACGACUCGGGAGAUGCGUAUAGCGGGAUUUACGACGGGGAGGAGGGGUAUACGUCGUCUAUGAAUGAAACUGCUGUGACAGGCGACGAAGAGACCGACGGCGCGUCUAUGAUGAGCAGAGACACUGGUGAUACGGGGGAUACACAUAGUAGUCUCGGGGAUCCUUAUGCGUACGACGACUAUCGUCUUGGAGGCAAACACGGGAGGCAGCAGCAGCAGCAGCAGCAGCCAGCUAGGAGCCCGCAAUAUGGUAUCCGGGAUUUGCCAAAGAGUCGCGGAGGAUCGAACGCCGGUUUUCAUGACGAUGACUACGAGGAAGAAGAAGAAGACGCGAGGAGUAUGCCUCCGGCGAGUCCGGGGUAUGGGAUACGCGAUUUGCCAGCGCGAACGAGCUUUAUGGGUAAUUCGCGCUCGAGCCACCGUGACAGCAGCAGCUCGAACGGCGACGUUGGCGCGCUGCCCCGCCCUCCGGUAAUGAGCCGCCGAGGCACCAGCCAAGGUCAGCUGGCGGAUGCGCGCAGUCGACCUCAGAGCGCGGUUUCCAAUAUCAGCGCUGUCAGUAGUCAACGUGCUAGCAGAAUAAGCAAUUACAACAGCCACAACAAUAACAACAGUGCGGGAGAAUGGCCUGCGGACUUGCCGCCGCUUCCCCGGGCACCGUCUUCGACGUCGUCUGGCGGGAGGAGCAACGAUUCGAGGAGGUUGGCGGAACAGGCGAGGAGGAGAGAGAGGGAUUUGUUUGAUUUGGACGAUGCGCCUCCGCAAGGCGUGUCUGCUCUUCGCCGCUCCCCGUCGCCUGGGCCCGUUCGCCGGAUGGAAGAUUAUGAGGCAGGAAAUCAUCGGUCUAAUACAUCAAACCGAUUUCCCCCUCAAAGUCCUAUGUCGAGAGAGCCGCCGCCGCUCCCGCCUCGACAAACGUCUCCUUCUCGGGCAUCUACUACACAAUCAUCGUACGGUAGCGAAUACUCAAGCAGCCGUCCGUCGUCCAGGCCGGAACAACAGUCUCCUCGUUUACCGCCGCGACAAGCCUCUCCUUCUCGCCCUUUGCCCCAGCCGUCUCAACGCAGCCGCCCUCCGACGGUCGUUCGGAGACCAUCUCAAGCACGAUCUGACUUCCAUUCUGACCGUGAGGUGCCUACGCCCGCUUCGUAUAAUCAGCCGCUGCCUGCGUCCAGGCCGUAUACACCGGGAACGGCGACGCCACAGCACAAAGACAUGCCACUGAUAGAGAUUCAGUCGCCUGCGCCUGUUAGUGGGUGGGGACGUAGCGACCUCCCGAAGAUCGAGAUAGACAAUGGAGGUGAUGGUGAUCACAAUCAUAACCAUAAUCACAACAACUCGGGUGGCGGUGGUCCAUCAAUAAUGGUGUCAUCGCCGUCCGCGCCGACAAUAUCUAUCAAUGUAAUUGGCGAUGACGACGAUAACAGUGCGACAGGUCCGAUGAUCAGUGUUGCUGGGCCGGAGGAUGAUAAUCAUAAUCAUAAUCAUGGGGCGGAUGGCAACAAUUCUCCAUCAAAACAAGCCUUCAAGCGACCAUUACCUCCCUUGCACCGAGGAGGGGGGUUGAUCUGUGCAGGGUGCGGAGCUGCGAUCUUUGGGCGCAUUGUUAGCGCGAUGGGUUUACGAUGGCAUCCUCAAUGUUUCAAGUGCACUGUAUGUGAUGAACUCUUGGAGCAUGUGAGCUCUUUUGAGCACGAAGGGAGACCUUAUUGUCAUCUAGACUACCAUGAGAACUUUGCGCCUCGGUGCUAUUCUUGCAAGACAGCCAUUAUUGAAGAGCGGUUCAUCAGCUUGGACGACCCGGCCCUCGGAAAACGGACAUACCACGAACAGCACUUCUUCUGUGCAGAAUGUGGGGACCCCUUCCUAGCGCCGUCCGCGGCCAAUAGGAGAAAUAGUAAAGGUGGUGAGAUGGAGACCAACCUGUCCGGCGAUGGAGAAUUUAUGCUGGACGACGAUGUUGGGUUUACGGUUUACAAGGGGUAUCCGUAUUGCGAAGCGUGCCACGUCAGGUUGCGCAUGCCCAAAUGCAAGAAAUGCAAGAGGAGCAUUCGGGACGGGAUGCAGGCCGUAGAAGCCCUUGGAGGGAAGUGGUGCUAUGACUGCUUCGUAUGUGCCGUAAGUCCAUCAUGA
Messenger RNA from Pleurotus ostreatus (oyster mushroom), 5022 nucleotides. RefSeq lists its product as uncharacterized. Lineage: Eukaryota; Fungi; Basidiomycota; Agaricomycetes; Agaricales; Pleurotaceae. The transcript is spliced from 4 exons. Gene Ontology annotation, cellular component: nucleus; Z disc. The coding region runs from base 1 to 5022 and encodes 1673 amino acids. Gene Ontology annotation, molecular function: transcription coregulator activity. The record is from RefSeq and is a predicted model, not a curated record.